CUGGAAGCUUGUUGCGCCCGCCCGCGAAAGAGAGUGUCGUCGCUUCGCUGCAACGGAGCCGCUGACAUCAACCUACCCGCGACGCAUCACCUUCCACGAUCCCAAAAAAACCAAAAGCUCCUCUAAACACCACGAGCUUUGUCCAUCCACAGCGGCACUUGAACCUUUUUUUUCUUUCUCGAGUCCCAUCUUACCAAAUCCAUCCAAAAUGUUCGGACUCGGCAGGCCGCAGCCCACUUCGGCCGAGAAGAUUGCCGCCGUUGAGAACGAGCUCAAGGUUGUCGCUGAGAUGCACUCUCGCAUGGUCAAGAUCUGCACCCUCAAGUGCAUCGACAAGUCGUACCGCGAGGGCGACCUCAGCAAGGGCGAGUCCGUCUGCCUCGACCGCUGCGCCGCCAAGUUCUUUGAGACGCACCAGAAGAUCUCGGACCAGCUGCAGAAGGAGACCCAGGCCCGUGGUGGAGGUGGCUUCGGCAUGUAAAACAGCCUUUUUUUUGGAUUACUGGAACGGGGGAAGGACACGACGACAACAAAACAAAAGAAUAAAAAGUUAUACCCACACCACACCUGCUCGCAUUGAUCCGGCUUCCCCCAACCCGCCGGCUCUUGGUUCUCGGCAGACAGAGGAUAAGCAAGACAUGGAGCAGGAGAGGACAUGAAUAAGGUGCUGGGAGAAGCGGGGGGGAGGGAGGGGGCGCAGUGUCUAUGAAAGAGGGUCGAAGGACUGCGUCCCGUGUAUUAUACACCUCAACACCAUGGCAUUGUGACUUUGGAGAUAGAGGAUACUGUGGAUAGGGAACAACGCACAUAUGCGGCAACUGAUGGUUGAACAUUGACGAGAUACUCGAUUCAACGACAUGUUACGGUUGACCUGUGAUGAUUAUCGAUGAACAUUGACGGUUCUGGCUGGGCAUUCAGCAUGAUCUGGAAAAUCAAUGAGAGCAAGGACCAGAUACGAUUACGAAGCCGUUCGGAUGGCAUCAAGAGUGAA
This is a messenger RNA of Neurospora crassa OR74A, 991 nucleotides long. It is a transcript of the gene tim10, whose product is annotated as mitochondrial import inner membrane translocase subunit tim-10. The transcript is spliced from 3 exons. Gene Ontology annotation, cellular component: mitochondrial inner membrane. Lineage: Eukaryota; Fungi; Ascomycota; Sordariomycetes; Sordariales; Sordariaceae. Bases 209 to 481 code for a protein of 90 amino acids. The record is from RefSeq and is a predicted model, not a curated record. Gene Ontology annotation, biological process: protein insertion into mitochondrial inner membrane.